AUGUCACAUAUGUUUAUCAAUCGUCUCGAGAAAUUAAAUUUUCUCAGUAUUACUGGUGGUAUUGAAGAUGGUAAAAUUUAUGAAAAGACAUUGCGUAAUUUGAAAACUUCAAAUAAUCGUUCUUUUCGAACGGAAGUUCCUAAGACGACAGAUGAAGAGAUACUUUUCAUAUGGCUAUAAUAACAUGAAAUUGCGAAUAUUUCUUUGCUUUGUUCUAUUUAACCUUUUUUUUUGGGAAAAGAAGUGUAAAAAUUUUUACAUACAAAUAAAAUGAAACUUUGAAUUUUGUUGUGUUUAUUACAUCAAAUAAAAAGAUCUUUUAUUUCGAUAUUAAGUUAGAAAUAAUCUAUCAAUGGUAGUAAUAUUAGCAAUAAGUUCUUCUAUAAUUUGACAUAUAUAAUAAAUAGAUUUUCAAUGAAAAUCUUACUGAUUAAGAGAGGGCCCAUGAGAAAAUCGACCAAAUAUAUCAGAUAUUAGCAUUUGAAAAAUUUUUUAUUUUGAAAUGAGUUAGACCAUUCGAAAGAGCAUAAAAAGUUAGGCUUAGAACCAAAUUUUAGCUCUUUAUGAAAACCCCAUCAUGAUAUAUGAAGGUAUCUUUGAAACCAUCCUCGGAUCUUAUUUUAAAAAUUUUGGAAAAUUAGAUUAUGUCUUAUGGAUUGUUUUAAAGACUAUCACACUCUACAAGCAUUUUAAUUCAUGUACUUUGUGAUAUUUUUUGCGAAAUAAACGUUAGUUUGAAUUUAUAAAAAUUUUUAUUAUAUAAAAUAAUCCGGUACUCAAAGGGUUAACUUAUGCUCGAUCUAUGGAAUAGAGGAGAACGAGCUAAUAGAAAAAGGCGAUUUUUUUUCUCCGAGGGAGAAUAGAGUGAAUACUAAAAUGAAGCGAAACAGAAUCAACAUGUGUCGUUGACAAUGCUAUUGCAAAGGCACACUUUUUGAGACCUGUAGAGUGUCAGUGUGAAUGUGAAUGUAGAUCACGCUGAGAGUAAUAUCCACUCACGCAUCCAC
Messenger RNA from Rotaria sordida, 1007 nucleotides. NCBI's taxonomy places the organism in Eukaryota, Metazoa, Rotifera, Eurotatoria, Philodinida, Philodinidae. The record is from the annotation of a GenBank genome assembly.